CGACUCAAACACUAACCAAAAUACGUUUUCCCUUUCUCUGGUUUCUCUCCUUUCGUCACUGCUUUCCUCUCCUUACUUUCCCUUCCGCUGUUCCUUGCCUCACCGUCCGAUCGAAGGGGCCAGGCGACACCGGUCGACUAUCUGCUAGCUGGACGGUUCUCUCGGAGCGCAGAUCUGACGUCGGAGUCAAAAAAUUUGGAUAUCCUUUUUUAUAGGCCUGAUGCAGCGCCAGCAGACGUUGGAUCCAUGUUCCAGAAUUGGAUCGGCACUCCAGUGGUGCCGACCUGUGUGUGCCUGGAGGACAGAUCCGACGCAGUUGAGUACCGGAUGGGACUCAAACAGCAUCGAAACGGUGUUCUGUUUCCUACCAAUUCGUGGCGCCAACCGCAUUGGACGGCCACGACCGGUGUUCUCGGGUGCCAGUGCGAGCAGUGACCCGUAGCGCCGACCAGACACCUUGGAUCCGUCUUUUGUCAAACCCUAACUUGCUCUCAUUAGAUCGAGCUGCCGAUUGAGGCGUUUCUAGAGGGUCAGGCACCUAAAUAGAGCUCAUACCUCGUAAUAAAAUCUCCUGGAAUAAAUAUGCUCAAGUUUUUGUAACCACACACACAGCAAAAGGCAAAUAAUUUCUCAAUAUGGUAGUGGUUUAGUUCUGCAUUGGUUGAAGGAGAUGAAACUUUGAAAUUUUUUACAAAUUAUCUUGGGAAACCCAGCCUGUGAUCUCAUUUUAAUGCAGGUUUGCUUCUGAUUUCAUUUCAUUUCAUGAGGAAAUUGAGUGCAAGAACUUACGUAUUAAUUGAAAGCACAGAGUGCUCUAGAUGGUGCAAUACUGCAAUGAUAUUUCUGCCUAUCUGGGAUUCAGUUAGCACAAAUACAAUACGGGUUUACAUUUUGCAAAGAUUUUGCAUAUCAAAGUAAUUUCAAUAUUAAAGUUAAAUGGUCAAUCAUUUGGUUUCUUCAUUAAAUAAUUGAAGAAACAGAAACUAGGCAUUUGGAUCCUCAGUAUUCCUGUGGGCACUGUGUAAUUUUUUUGUGAUGCAUCAUCUCUUCUUGUAUUUAUUUAAGGCUUUUUGCAAACUUGGGAGGUAACGUUUAAGCGGUUUUACAUUUUUACAUGAAGCCAAGUUUGUGGAUGCAUUGAAUAAGCUUGUGAAGGUACCUGUGCUAAUCAAUGGUUUCAGAUCCAGUUAUCCUGAGACAUACUGUGUCUUUUCAUUUCUGCUUAAAUGCAUUCAUGUUUUGUUCUGAAAUUGCCUGUGUGAUCAUGCAUACUUCUGGCAUUGACCACUAUCCUAGGUGAGUACUAGUAUUAAGUAUUAGAUAUAAUUGUGCCUAAUUUAGAACUAUGUUGCCAUUAUUCAUGAAUAUAUUGAUUGUUUACUUGUUGCCAUGCAUGGACCAUUUUCUAAGAUUGUCUGUUUGGCCAUUGCCUUGAGGUGAUGAUUUUCACUUGAUGCGUGAAGCUUCUGGGGAAAAUGUGAAAUCUCGUAAUUUCUGGUUUUAGUCUUUUUAGUAGUUCUUAACUUCAGCUUAUUUCAUAUAUUUUAAUUAGUUUUGGAUUUGUAAAUGUCCAUUAUUAUUAAUCUUUGUUUUCAGUUGCAAGUUUAUUUAAUUUUAAUGUUUUAAAAGUUGGUUAGCAGCAAAUUAUUUUUAUUUAUUUGUCUUUGGAUGAAUGAUGCUAUUCACUGUCUUAGAUUAGUAUCUUGUUACAUAUUCAGAAGCUAGUGUUGGUCAAUCUGAGUGGGAUUUGGAUUUUCGACAUUGAUCAUAUAGGUUUACUCUUAAGUAGCAAGUUGCCUUCAAAAUAAUGUGUCAUAAUUCAA
Molecule: messenger RNA, 1823 nt
Organism: Rubroshorea leprosula
Lineage: Eukaryota; Viridiplantae; Streptophyta; Magnoliopsida; Malvales; Dipterocarpaceae
Source: the annotation of a GenBank genome assembly